Molecule: messenger RNA, 582 nt
Organism: Biomphalaria glabrata
Lineage: Eukaryota; Metazoa; Mollusca; Gastropoda; Planorbidae
Exons: 3
Coding region: 1-582 (193 amino acids)
Source: RefSeq, a predicted model, not a curated record
AUGGAACCCCCAUUAUCCAACAUCAACGAAUGUCAUAUUCUUCGCUCGGAAGUAGCAUUAGCAGUGAAAUCCCUGAAAAGGGGGAAAUCAGCCGGAGUUGACAACAUUCCUUGUGAACUUCUACAGGCUGGGGUUGACAACAUUCCUGGUGAACUUCUACAGGUCGGAGUUGACAACAUUCCUAGUGAACUUCUACAGGCCGGAUUUGACAACAUUCCUUGUGAACUUCUACAGGCCGGAGUUGACAACAUUCCUUGUGAACUUCUACAGGCUGGAGUUGACAACAUUCCUGCUGAACUUCUACAGGCCGGAGUUGACAACAUUCCUGGUGAACUUCUACAUGCUGGGGUUGACAACAUUCCUGAUGAACUUCUACAGCCCGGAGUUGACAACAUUCCUGAUGAACUUCUACAGGCCGGAGUUGACAACAUUCCUGGUGAAUGUCUACAGGCUGGAACUGACACCAUUCCUGGUGAAUGUCUACAGGCUGGAACUGACACCAUUCUUGGUGAACUUCUACAGGCCGGAGUUGACUAUAUUCCUGGUGAACUAAUACAGGCUAGAGCUGAUCAUUCAUGGUGA